AUGUCAGGACGCCAAGGUGGUAAGUUGAAGCCGCUAAAACAGAAGAAGAAACAAAAGGAGGAGGACUUCGAAGAUGAGGAUGCUGCUUUCAAGGCAAAGCAGAAGGCCGAUGCUGCUGCGAAAAAGGCUUUGAUGUCUAAUAUCAAGGCCGGUAAGCCUUUGGUAGGCGGUGGCAUCAAGAAAUCGGGCAAAAAAUAG
Messenger RNA from Eremothecium cymbalariae DBVPG#7215, 198 nucleotides. RefSeq names its product Tma7p (gene TMA7). NCBI's taxonomy places the organism in Eukaryota, Fungi, Ascomycota, Saccharomycetes, Saccharomycetales, Saccharomycetaceae. Bases 1 to 198 code for a protein of 65 amino acids. The record is from RefSeq and is a predicted model, not a curated record. The transcript has a single exon.